CUUCAACUUCACCUCUCCAGUUAGCUUCAAAUUACAAUCAGCCCUGAGGCUCAUCGAUAUCUCCUUCAAAUAUGUCCCAGAUAGAUGACGAAGCUCGCAUAGUGCUAGCGUCACCAAUUUCCGGUACAACGCUUCUGGUUCUUGUUCAAUUGACCUCAAAAGUGUUCACGUUUACGGCGAAUCAAGUGAUCUUGAGGGACUUACCACCAGCUAUUCUAGGGGUGGCAACUCAGCUGGAGCUAUACUACAUUACACUACUGUAUUUCUCCCGAGAAAGCAUCAGGUUAGCAAUUCAAAGGAAAUCGCUUGUCGUAGCUGCUCCCUCUGUGGCAAGCGAUGACGGCAAUAACGCAACCGUCAAGGAAUCGGGUAUCACCAGGCAGUCAAUAACCCAGGAACUGGAAUCACAAGUGGUGGUCAACAUGUCCUACUUGAGUUUCGGAAUGGGGCUUAUGUUUGCAGUGGUACUAAGUACCUCUUACAUCCAUCUUGCCUCAGAUGAAGUUUCACGAACACCAUUUCACCACCAAAGUGUCGUCAUUACUACCAUCGCAUCCCUUCUAGAACUUGCAAGUGAGCCAUGCUUCAACGUUUUGCAAAUGCAUACGCUGUACAGGAAACGUGCACUCGUCGAGAUGAGUGCUGCAUUUAUGAAGAGUUUGGUAACUUGUUUCAUAUCUAUGCGGGCUGUCUGCUAUAAUACCAAUGUUGGUGUCAUGGCCUUUGCCCUUGGACAUUUGAGCUACGCCUGUACGCUUCUAUGCGGUUAUGUUAUAGCUACGAGAAAGAUCUCAAGGCAUCUGAAUUUCUCUUUACUACUUACAAGGUUACAGCUGAGCAACCGUCACGGCUACCUCGGUAACAGAUUUCCGUGGUCAAUGGUUUCGCUGGCUGCAAGUGUGUUUCUUCAGUCGAUAGUCAAACACCUACUCACACAAGGGGAUUCCAUGAUUCUGGCAACAUUGACAAGCCUAGAAGAUCAGGGAAUCUAUGCCCUGGCCUCAAACUAUGGUGGCCUUGUAGCUCGCAUUCUUUUUCAGCCAAUUGAAGAAAGCAGUAGGGCGGUUUUCUCGUCAUUGCUUCAUAGCAACAGCCUUGGAAAGAGGCACACUGAGAACAUUUAUCUUGCUAAGAUGCAUCUAGCUGAAAUCAUACGAGCCUACAGUAUGAUAUCUGCAGUAGCCUUCCCGUUGGGUCCAGCCCUGGUUCCUCUAGUGCUCAAUGUGCUAGGUGGGCGCAGGUGGGCUUCUCCUAAGGUGUGUGGCCUAUUAUCUCUCUACUGCCUUUAUAUACCGUUCUUGGCGUUCAAUGGUAUAAGUGAGGCUUUCGUUUCAUCGGCUGCUAGUCCUUCGGAAGUGCGCAAACAGGCAUUAUGGAUGGGCGCAUUUUCAGCUUGUUUUGUUUCUGCUGCCUAUAUAUUCUUGGUGGCCGGUAACUUGGGUGCCCGAGGGGUGGUCUAUGCCAACAUUGUGAAUAUGACAGUUCGUACUAUCUGGAGUAUUGCAUUCAUUAGGUCAUUCCUACACCGUUGCAAAAUAGCGAUGAAACCAUCCGAGAUGCUGCCGCGGCCCCUAACUUUUGUGACUGCCAUCUUAACGUCGACAGUUUUGAUGACAAAAGGAGCCUACGGACUUGAGACAGAGAACAUUUUGGGAACCGUGACAUACAGUGCCAUACACUUCAUUAUUGUGUCAUAUGUUGAAAGGAAAUACUUGGCAGCACAAUACACCAGGGCCAGUAAAAUGAUGACAUUCAAGCAAGGGAAAUACAAAAGAAAUUAGAAUUAUUUUUUUGUCAAUCGUCAAAGACAAUUUUGGUUGCUGCUUUGCUGGAGUCAACGUCUUUGAAAAAUGCACCAUAUGCAUCAUGUUGCUUCUUCUUGACGGUGGAGCCAAACUUGAGAAGAGAUUCUGGCACAUCUUGCUUGGCUGCUUUCAGCACAUUAAUUAACCUACAAAUCGUCAGCAUCGCGCGAA
This is a messenger RNA of Aspergillus homomorphus CBS 101889, 1976 nucleotides long. Its product is annotated as nuclear division Rft1 protein. Lineage: Eukaryota; Fungi; Ascomycota; Eurotiomycetes; Eurotiales; Aspergillaceae. Gene Ontology annotation, cellular component: endoplasmic reticulum membrane. The transcript is spliced from 3 exons. The record is from RefSeq and is a predicted model, not a curated record. Gene Ontology annotation, biological process: glycolipid translocation; dolichol-linked oligosaccharide biosynthetic process. The coding region runs from base 72 to 1781 and encodes 569 amino acids.